CAAAGAGUUUACACUCCUAGCUAGAGAAACUGCUGAGAUGGGUCGAGGCCCUAGGAGAGUUGCUCUAUUAUCCCUACUUUGUCUUUAUGUUCUUGUAGUUAGUGUGGUUGCUCGGAAUGUGGUGAGCGUGGAGAAGAAUGAGGAAGAACAGAAGUUUUUAAGUGGAGGGAAGGGAGGAGGGUUUGGAGGUGGGUUUGGUGGGGGAGGUGGAGCUGGUGGUGGUGGUGGUGUUGGCGGGGGUGCUGGUGGCGGAUUUGGUGGUGGUGCUGGUGGUGGAUUUGGUGGUGGAGCUGGUGGUGGUGCUGGAGGUGGUGGAGGUUUAGGUGGUGGGCAUGGGAUUGGUGGUGGUGUUGGCGGGGGCGCUGGCGGUGGUGGAGGUUUAGGUGGUGGGCAUGGAAUUGGUGGUGGUGCUGGUGGCGGAUUUGGUGGUGGAGCUGGUGGUGGUGGAGGCUUAGGUGGCGGGCAUGGGAUUGGUGGUGGUGCUGGUGGAGGGUUUGGCAAGGGUGGUGGCAUUGGCGGUGGGAUUGGUAAAGGUGGUGGAGUAGGAGGUGGUGCUGGUGGUGGUUUCGGCAAGGGUGGUGGGCAUGGAAUUGGUGGAGGUGCUGGUGGAGGUUUUGGCAAGGGCGGUGGAAUUGGUGGUGGGAUUGGUAAAGGUGGUGGAGUAGGAGGUGGUGCUGCUGGUGGCUUCGGCAAGGGUGGUGGGCAUGGGAUUGGUGGUGGUGCUGGUGGAGGGUUUGGCAAGGGUGGUGGCAUUGGUGGUGGGAUUGGUAAAGGUGGAGGAGUAGGAGGUGGAGCUGGUGGAGGCAUCGGCAAGGGUGGUGGUGUUGGUGGUGGUGCCGGUGGUGGUCAUGGUGGCGGAUUUGGAAAAGGUGGUGGAGUAGGUGGUGGGAUUGGUAAAGGCGGUGGAGUUGGAGGGGGAGCUGGUGGAGGCUUUGGGAAAGGUGGCGGUGUUGGAGGUGGUAUUGGUAAAGGAGGCGGGGGAGGCUUUGGUGGAGGCAUUGGGAAAGGUGGUGGCAUUGGAGGCGGGAUUGGCAAAGGUGGUGGAUUUGGUGGCGGAGUUGGAGGUGGAUCAGGUGGUGGUGUUGGUGGGGGAUACGGCUCAGGUGGUGGCGUUGGGGGAGGGGUAGGAGGAGGCUCCGGAGGCGGGUUUGGUGGUGGAUUUGGUGGAGGAGGAGGAGGAGGCGGAGGGGGUGGAUUUGGCGGUGGUAGCGGCGGCGGCUUUGGCGGGGGAGGCGGUGGUGGUAUUGGACACCACUAAGCUUCACGUUGCAUGGGGUCUCGUCCUAAGAAUGAAACAAAAUAAUCAUCAAUUAAAGUCAUGUAUUUCUAUCAUUAUAAUCUAUAUAUAGAAGUGUUUUUGUGGAAGAUUUUAUUGUUAUGUUAAUUACAGUAAUCUAUUACCGAUGAUGGUAAGUCUGUUUUCUCUUGCUA
Messenger RNA from Corylus avellana, 1431 nucleotides. RefSeq lists its product as uncharacterized. NCBI's taxonomy places the organism in Eukaryota, Viridiplantae, Streptophyta, Magnoliopsida, Fagales, Betulaceae. The record is from RefSeq and is a predicted model, not a curated record.